This is a messenger RNA of Eleginops maclovinus (Patagonian blennie), 2915 nucleotides long. RefSeq names its product kinesin family binding protein (gene kifbp). Lineage: Eukaryota; Metazoa; Chordata; Actinopteri; Perciformes; Eleginopidae. Gene Ontology annotation, biological process: microtubule cytoskeleton organization; neuron projection maintenance; central nervous system projection neuron axonogenesis. The transcript has 13 exons. Bases 22 to 1941 code for a protein of 639 amino acids. The record is from RefSeq and is a predicted model, not a curated record. Gene Ontology annotation, molecular function: protein binding.
ACGUAGAAGAAGAAGAUAAACAUGGCGUCCGUCAGCAGUGAUGAGUGGAGAGCUAUAUGUGACAAAUUCACCAACGCCCAGAAUUUAACCGUUGUAGAAUCAUGCAAUGACCCAGACAAUGACCCGUUCCGCUCCAAAUACAAGGCCAGGGAGCUCCUCAGAGAGAUAUACUGCUCGCUGAAGAGUUUUGAGGCCGGCGAUGGUGAGGAGGAGGAGGAGAGUGGCGGAGAGAGCGGCGUCCAGCGGCCGGUGGAGCCGCCGGUAGACGGGCAGACGGAGGAGGCGUUCAGUCAGGGCUUCUGCGGAGACUCGCCAGCCGGGCUGCGGGCCGCAAAACUCGGGGCGGUGGAGUACUAUCUGGGCGUCAACCAUGUCGACACAGAGGAGCUGUCCGCCGGGCAGGAGCAUCUGAUGAACUGCAUGAAGCUGCUGGAGAGAUGCAGGGUGUCGUCGGAGAAUGUGUCACUGUUUAUCCAUGUCAGGAACCAGUUGGGCAUUCUCUGGGCAGGCCGGGAUGAGACGGAGACAGCGCAGGGAUUUCUUGAAACAGCAGAAUCCAUCUACCAACGGUACAUGAAGGAGGAUGGUAGUCCACCCUUUGACAUGACAGAUUACUUUAGUACUGAAGAGAACCUGUUGACGCAUCAGGAAAGGACCAAGAGGUUUGAGUUGGCCUACACCCAUUCCAUGUACUACCUUGCUCAAGUCUAUAAAAACCUCGGUGAAACUGAACGUGCUGCUACCUACUGCCACAGCACCCUGCAGAGACAGUUAAAAUUAAAUCAGUUCAGUCCUAUGGAGUGGGCUCUGAACGCUGCCACACUAUCGCAGUAUUACAUCACUAAGGGCCGAUACAUGGAAGGCAGACAUUGUCUCUCAGCAGCUACUGUCAUAUCUGGGUUGGCAGGAGAUGUUCCUUCUGAGGCCGCAGCACAGGAGAGUGAGACAGAGAGCGAGCGCAGGGAGCAACUCAGGCAGAAGAGAGCAGAGAUUGCGAGAUGUUGGAUAAAAUACUGCCUCAACCUCCUGCAGGAUUCUAAGAAGCUGCUAGAGGACAGCAUUGGGGAGCUGGAUACAGAUCGUCAAGAAGAGAUGAAGAGAGCGAGGAGACUGGAGGAGGAAGAGGAGGAAAAGGAAAGGAAGAGCGCUUUGCUGUUUGGUUCUGAAGACACCUUUGACUCCAUUGCUAGCCUGGAAGAGAAGGUGGGCUGUUUGUUGCCAUUGGACUUCAAUGAGGCCAGAGCCAUAUUUCUGGUGGGACAAAACUAUGUUACACAGGCUAAAGAGUAUUUUCAGAUGGAUGGCUAUGUGACGGACCACAUAGAGAUCCUGCAGGAUCACAGCUCUCUGUUCCGAUCCCUGGCUUUUUAUGAAGAGGAUCUGGAGCGGCGCUGCAAGAUGCACAAACGAAGAGUUGAUAUGAUGGAGCCAGUCUGUAACGAAUUGAACUCCAAGUACUACCUAAUGAUCCGCAGACAGAUGAUGUUUGAGUUAGCUGAGACUUUCAAUGAAAUGAUGGACCUGAAACUGACACUGGCCAACAGACAAGAUGAUUCAGAGUCUCUCGACAGCCACACCAUUAAAAAAUUUAACAAUCUCUGCUCCGCUUCUGCCAAAUACUUCCAGAUGUUCCUAGACUCUCUGUGUUCUCCGGAGGGGAAGCAGCCGGAGCAUCUGGAAGAGGAAGUGCUCAGACCGGCUCUGGUGGCUCGCUUCAGAGUGGCCCGACUCUACAGCCGGCUGAUCUGCACCGCACCCUCUGGUCAGGUGGAAAAUCUUGACAAGUCUCUGGAACACUACAAAUACGUGGUGCAGUACUGUGAUACCCACCCAGAGGCAGUGGCCACUGUGGAGACGGAGCUGGAGCUGAGUCGGGAGAUGGUCGGCCUGCUCCCUCUCAAAAUCAACCGCCUCAAAGCAAAGAUGACCGCCAACAACUGAAUUAUGCGACCUCUCUUUAUUGAAUGACUAGUUUAAUGACUUAAAAGUAUAACAUGUCCCCAAAAAUGAGUCAGUCGAUCUAAUUGUACCAUCUUUUACAGUCAGUGGACAUUCCCUAAAAUUUGAGAAACUGGAUCUGCUUAUUUCAUCAGAUUUCCGUUGGGCAGUGUGCAUGCUGCUUUCACAAGACCUUUGAACCCAUCACACAUUGUACAAACGUGCUCCCUCUGUGAAGUAAAAUGUGUUGUUAAAUUUCUUUUAAUUGAAAUACAACAGUUACUCUCUUUAAAAUGAACAUGAAAAUGUCUUUCUCACAGUACUAAGAAACAAUUGAGAUCGGUUGAUAAUAAGCUUUUCAACAAUUUGAAAUUCGUGUGAACAGUUUUUCUAACCUUUGUUCUAAACCACAGUGUAAAGAAAUACUUGUUGGUAUACCGCUAAAAUAUCACAAGCUCCCUUUUAAUUUUUUUUUAAUGAUUGGACUAAGAUCCUUAAAGGUCAUAUAUGUAAAUAACAUAUUAUUAUUUUGUUUUGUUUCAUUUUAUGAAGCACUUUAGCACACUCAACUUUUGUUUCUUAAUGUCUCUGAUGUUAAAACAAAUGUUAAAGCCUACUGUUGCCAGGGUUAGUGUAACCAUGAUAAUAACAGUAGGCAGCCAUAGGAGAGUUGACUACUGACCAGUUGUUGUUGCGCCUUAAAACGGAGAUGCUUGUUUUGAAAACUGGAAAACGGUCUGAACUGUCAGAAACAACCCUUUUUAGGGACAGAUAUAAAGUGGACUUAUUAAUGUUGGUUUAUGAGGUAUUAUAAUCUGCAUGAUGCCAGCUUUGACCAGGUGAACUCUUAUAUAUACUCUUGUAUAUUUUUGUCCUGCGUGUUAUGAAUCACAACUUCAUCUUGUUUGUUGUACAGCAGAUAAUGUAUGUCAUGGUGAUAAAAUAAUAAAGUACUACACACCCAUGUCGAAAUACCA